AUGCCACCACACCUAUCAAGGAAUCUGGGGUGGCUUCCCUCAUCGAUUUGGGGACCUCAAUUGAUCACCACCAAUGUUCCUGUGCGGACAUUCGGUAUCAAAUCGUUGAACCCUCCCAAAACCAGCCGAUUCAAUGUUGGUCCCGAGCUGCCCGUCCUCAAGUCUACCCCCACUGCGGCCCUCGAACGCAAGGCCAAUACAAUUCCUCUCCGGAGUGGUGCCAUUGCGAUUAAGAAAGGAAUGACCGGUAUAUACGAUGCAACCUCCGGCAAGCGUAUCGCCUGCACCGUCUUGCAGCUCGACCGAGUGGAAGUCGUCUCGCACAAGACGCGCCAAAAGCAUGGCUACUUCGCCGUCCAACUGGGCUCCGGCUGGAAACACCCUAGCAACAUAACUAAAUCCCUCCUGGGUCAUUUCUCCGUCCACGGGCUCUCUCCGAAGCGACACGUCUACGAGUUUCGGGUCAAGGACGAGAGCGGCCUCUUGCCUGUCGGUCAAAUGGUCAAUGCGGACUGGUUUCAGGAAGGCCAGUACAUCGAUGCACGAUCCAACUCGAAGGGUAAGGGAUUUGCGGGUGUGAUGAAAAGGCACGGAUUUGGUGGUCAGGAUCGCAGUCACGGUGUCAGUUUAACACAUCGUUCUCUCGGUUCUUCGGGCCCCGGUCAGGGCGGUGGUUCUCGUGUGUAUCCCGGGAAAAAAAUGGCUGGAAACAUGGGCAACGAGCAAAAUACGGUGCAGAACUUGAAGAUCCUUAAGGUUGAUGCGGAGAAUGGAAUUGUUGUUGUCAACGGUGCUGUCAGUGGACCCAAGGGAUGCAUGGUUAGAAUACAAGAUGCGAUCAAGAAGCCCUGGCCUGAAAUGCCAACGUCAACUUGA
Messenger RNA from Aspergillus wentii DTO 134E9, 876 nucleotides. RefSeq names its product mitochondrial 54S ribosomal protein uL3m. Bases 1 to 876 code for a protein of 291 amino acids. The transcript is spliced from 2 exons. The record is from RefSeq and is a predicted model, not a curated record. Gene Ontology annotation, cellular component: mitochondrial large ribosomal subunit; ribosome. Gene Ontology annotation, molecular function: structural constituent of ribosome. Gene Ontology annotation, biological process: translation. NCBI's taxonomy places the organism in Eukaryota, Fungi, Ascomycota, Eurotiomycetes, Eurotiales, Aspergillaceae.